This is a messenger RNA of Meyerozyma guilliermondii ATCC 6260, 2634 nucleotides long. Its product is annotated as dynamin-related GTPase. Gene Ontology annotation, molecular function: microtubule binding; GTP binding; GTPase activity. Bases 1 to 2634 code for a protein of 877 amino acids. The transcript has a single exon. NCBI's taxonomy places the organism in Eukaryota, Fungi, Ascomycota, Pichiomycetes, Serinales, Debaryomycetaceae. Gene Ontology annotation, cellular component: cytoplasm; microtubule; membrane. The record is from RefSeq and is a predicted model, not a curated record.
AUGAUUCGUAGCGCCUCCAGUGCACUACGAGGGAUCCGGUCCCCUGGACCUCGAAAUGUGCGCAGAUUCAUAGGCAUAAGCGGAAUAUCUCCUUACAGGGCCUCAAAAAUCACGAAAAUGUCUCCUUUGGCAAUCAUGGUGCCACGGCGUAAUUUGGGUUUCAUCAAAAUUUUGGCCAAAGCUACCAGAGUUCCCGCUUAUAUUGGAGGAACCAUGGCGGCGGGAGGCACCUAUGUUGCCUAUAAGGUCGAACAGGCCUCCACUUACACACAGGAUAAAUUAUCUGCCAUCAAAGAUUUUUCGAGUGGCGUGUUUGACAAAACCAGCGAAUUUUUCAGCGGGUGGGGAUCCAAUGGUGGAAGCGGCCUGACCACCGAUCCUUCAGGACCGUCGGGCGAAGAUACCGCUACGGUUAUGGGAGCAACAGCGGCCGCGGUGGGACUUUCGGCUGAGGAUGAUGACGGGAACGAUGACGAAAAUGACGACGAAGACGAGGAAACUCUUGUUGAAGAUGACGACGACGAAGAUGUGGAGGCAGACAGAGCCCAGACCGACGAGGGCAUGCUUACUCUUACUCGGCAAAUGAUAGAAAUCCGUAAUUUGCUUGCUUCCAUCGACCACUCCGAUGCUCUUCGUCUUCCUCAGAUUGUGGUGAUUGGGUCGCAAUCGAGCGGAAAAUCGUCAGUGUUGGAAGCGAUUGUGGGUCACGAGUUUUUGCCCAAGGGCUCGAACAUGGUGACUAGGAGACCCAUCGAGUUAACGUUGAUCAACACGCCAGAUGCUGCUGCGGAAACCGCCGAUUUUCCUGCUCUCAAAAUGCACAACAUGCUGGAUUUUGACCAGGUGCAAAAGGUGUUGGUCGACUUGAAUUUGGCGGUUCCACUUACAGAAUGCAUUUCGCCAGACCCUAUCCAAAUCACUAUUCGAUCACCACGGGUUCCCGACUUGUCGCUCGUCGAUCUUCCCGGAUACAUCCAGGUCGAAGCGGCUGACCAACCCGCCGAGCUCAAAUCGAAAAUCCGUAGCGUUUGCGACCGAUAUCUUACUGCCCCAAAUAUCAUUCUUGCAAUUCAAGCCGCCAACGUCGAUCUUGCCAAUUCCACUGCUUUGCGUGCAGCCAAGAUGGCAGAUCCACGAGGCGAGCGCACCAUCGGAGUGGUCACAAAGCUCGACUUAGUUGAGCCCGACGUGGCUCGUCUGAUUCUUGUCAACAAGAAAUAUCCCUUAAGAAUGGGAUAUGUAGGAGUGAUCACCAGACCGCCCGAUACUGCAACUCUGAGUCGUGGAGGCUUGUUCCUGAGAAAGGCAAUCACUGGGUACCAGGCUUUCGUUGCUCAGCAAAACUUUGAGCACGGAUACUUCAAGGACCACAAGGAUGAAUUCUACGGAACCGUGACUCUGACCAGACAAUUGAAAAAGAAGUUGAUCAAAGUAUUAGAACGCAGCAUGGCGGCGGCACUCAAACCCACACACCUUGCCAUUCAGCAGGAACUCGAAGAAACCUCGUACCAGUUCAAAGUGGAGUUCAAUGACCGGCCAUUGACACCUCAAAUGUACUUGGCGAACAACAUCGAUAUGUUGAAACUUGCUACCAAGGAAUUGGCACAUCGCUUUUCACGGAGAGAGUUGCGCAGCUUACUCCAAAAUGAAAUCGACCAAAAGGUUUUGGAUCUUUUGGCAGAGCGCUACUGGAACCAGCCAUGGUCAGACACCGCUAUUCAUUCGAGGACCGAGCCACCUCUCAAGGAGCUCUCUCAACUCUCAAACCUCGACGACGACGUUUACUGGCACAAGAAACUCGACCUAGCCACCAGCUCACUAACCAAAUUGGGCAUUGGUCGGUUUUCUACUACUCUAGUAACCACUGCAAUUUUGACGGAAAUAGGCAACCUUGUUGAUGGCACUCAAUUGCGGAACCAUCCUUUGGCACGCAAGGCCGUAAUAGAUGCGGCAGAAUCUGUUCUUCUGGCAAAAUACUAUUCGACUGCCGACCAGGUGGAAAAUUGUAUCAAGCCGUUCAAGUACGAGAUUGAAACCGAAGACCGUGAAUGGUUGAGCAGCAAGGAGAACGCGGUGCGGUUGUUGAAGGAGGAAAUGAGACAAUGUGACGAACUAUUUAAUGAACUCAAACGUGAAGUUGGCGGCCGAAAGUUACUGCAGGUUAUGACAUAUCUAACCAAAUGGCAAGAGCUGUCCGGUGAGGUGAACCUGAACGAAGCGCUUGGCUUUUCGGGACAGUUGAUCCAGAAGGGCCGCGAAGCACUCUUUUUGAAGGACCGUCUUUCGCUUUUACAGAUGAGACAUCUGUUUGUCAAAAGCAGCAAAAAGUGCCGGUCCAAGGAAAACAAGUACCAGUGUCCCGAGAUCUUUUUGGAUGCUGUGCUGAACAAGUUAUCAUCCACUGCCAUCUUGUUCUUGAAUGUGGAGCUUUUGAGUGAUUUCUACUAUAAAUUUCCUCGUGAAUUGGAUAGACGGUUUUUCGGCACCAUGACACCAGAGGAAAUGGAGGAGCUUGCUAAAGAGGAUCCAAAGGUCAAGAAACACAUUGAGUUGGGUGAACGCAAAGAUCGGUUGGAGACGGCGUUGUCAAAGAUGGAGAGUGUGAUGAGACAGAGAGUGAGCAAUAGCGUGUAA